Molecule: messenger RNA, 1113 nt
Organism: Talaromyces stipitatus ATCC 10500
Lineage: Eukaryota; Fungi; Ascomycota; Eurotiomycetes; Eurotiales; Trichocomaceae
Product: VanZ domain protein, putative
Exons: 2
Coding region: 263-892 (209 amino acids)
Source: RefSeq, a predicted model, not a curated record
AGCUUACAACAAUAACGACUGCUUCUCGCUAUUGAGCAAUGCCGCUGUCAAUACUUUACAUGCUCUGAUUGAUCCCAUUCAAACCAAAAAUAGCUCUUCUAUUCUUGCGUCGCGGCGUUUGCUGUUAUGCCUACAUCGGAACUCAUAGCGCAUAUCUGCUUCCGAAGCUCUAUCGGGAUUGCGUGGUCAGAUUCAACUACAACGCUGAGCUGAACAACAAUAGUCACAUUUUUCUGGAGGCUGGGACAUAUACUUCUCAACAAUGAGGAUCCGUUUCUAUUUUCUCGGCGCAUUUGUGCUACUCCUCCUCUUUUCUGCUUAUAUGGGACUUCUACCACAUAGCACAUCAAACACUAUACCGACGAAUCUACAACCCAACGAUAAAUUCCUACACUUCAUAACUUUCUUCCUACUAUCUCUCGUCUUCUACUGGAUACCCGACACAUCUCGCCGAAGAGCGAUACAGGCCAGUUUACUAGUCUGCACACUUUGUCUGGGAAUCGGAUCCGAAAUAGUCCAAGGUCUUCUUCCCAACGACCGACUCUUUGACCCCUUCGAUAUCCUUGCCAAUGUAGUCGGCAGUGUUGGAGCUAUUGGUCUCUGCGGUUGGUACCAUCGGCGCAUGUUGGAGAGACGACGUCAAGCACGCUUCGGAGCCUUGUCGGACGACAUUGGCGGAGAGCCUCGCGGCGACGAUAUUGAACUGGGACUCGGCGCUUCGGAGAGUCACCGUCUGAAUCAUGAAGAUAUGGGACCUCAAGAAACCGGCGUCGUUACGAAUUUAGAGCGUGAAAUCGAUAAUUGGGACGAGAACGCUGUCGAUAACUGGGAUACCGAAGAUGGGCCCGAUCCUGAUGAAGAGAGUGGUAAUGCUAAAAUGAGGAAUGAUUAGUACAAAUGGAUCAUGAUAGUGAAUGCGGCAACGGGAACGAAUUUUUUCUUAAUAUGUUUGAUUUAUCAUAUUUCUCUACUCUAUACACUAUGGGUUGGUUGUUUGAGGUUUAUACCGAGCAUCCUUCAUGUUGUAAGCUUGACAUUUACGAUGAGCACAUUCCAUCGACCUAGGUAUCACGAAUGUCUAUAUUGCCUACAGGCUCCCACACCUAAGCACCG